This is a messenger RNA of Gastrolobium bilobum, 2333 nucleotides long. Its product is annotated as silicon efflux transporter LSI3-like. The record is from RefSeq and is a predicted model, not a curated record. Gene Ontology annotation, cellular component: membrane. Bases 276 to 1892 code for a protein of 538 amino acids. NCBI's taxonomy places the organism in Eukaryota, Viridiplantae, Streptophyta, Magnoliopsida, Fabales, Fabaceae. Gene Ontology annotation, biological process: transmembrane transport. The transcript is spliced from 3 exons.
UAUACUCUAUUAUCCACCAGACCAGCAAGUUUCUUUCCUAGGUUUUCUUGGUCCUUUUGAUUCAUAUCUAGGAUUUCGCUUAAAUGACCAAAGACUUGCAUUUUCUGAAGAAUGGUGUCUCAAAAGUUGAAUUUUCAACAUUCUUACUUUCCAAUUGACAUUUCAAUGACAGGGAAUUUUGCUUAAGGAGUAAUUGAGUUACUGUUGUAUUAUUGUUGAUAGCCUAGAGCUGGAGGUUUUAAUCUUUGGUUGGAACAAGUUGUUUAGCCACAAUAAUGGCACUGGCUUCUCUUCAAAAAGUCAUCUUUGGUUCAAUUGCAUUUGCAAUCUUCUGGGUAUUGGCAGUUUUCCCAGCUGUUCCUUUUCUCCCCAUUGGGAGAACUGCAGGGUCCUUGCUAGGUGCCAUGCUUAUGGUUCUAUUCCGAGUUAUUAGUCCAGAUGAAGCUUAUGCCACAAUAGAUCUCCCAAUUCUUGGUCUUCUUUUUGGGACAAUGGUUGUUAGUGUUUAUCUUGAAAGUGCAGACAUGUUUAAGUACUUAGGGAAGUUGCUCUCUUGGAAAAGUAGAGGAGCAAAGGACUUACUUUGUCGAAUCUGUCUUAUUUCUGCUGUAUCAAGUGCUCUUUUCACAAAUGACACCUCAUGUGUUGUUUUGACAGAGUUCAUAUUGAAAAUUGCAAGGCAGCAUAAUAUCCCUCCAACCCCUUUCUUACUUGCCCUUGCUUCAAGUGCUAAUAUUGGAUCCUCAGCUACUCCAAUUGGCAACCCCCAAAACCUUGUUAUAGCUGUUCAGAGUAAAAUAUCAUUUGGAAAUUUCUUGAUUGGUAUUCUUCCAGCUAUGCUAGCAGGAGUUGUUGUGAAUGCUUUGAUUCUUCUAACCAUGUAUUGGAAGUUAUUAUCUGUUCAUAAGGAUGAAGAAGAUGCAGUUUCAGAUGUUGUAACAGAAGAGGAGGUUAAUUCCCAUCGGUUUUCUCCAGCCACAAUGUCUCAUUUUACAUCCUUAAAUUCUCAAGAAUGGAAUUCCCAUCUUGAAUCUAUUAAUAUUCAGAACUUUCCUCCAGUUCAGACUCUAAGAAUCCGAGAAAGUGCAAGUACAAUUGAAAGUGAAAUUCACGUGGUUCCUAGCAACACAAUUGAUUCUGCAAGAAAUUCAAAUGUGUCAAAGGAGGGGAUAAAUGGUGUGCCAUCUCUGCCAUGGCAAGAAACUAGCCCUUCAAAUUCUUCAGCAGCAAGAGAUACACAUUCUGAGCACUCUUCAGAAACGAAAAAAAAUUCAAUCAUAAAAUGGAAAAGGGUGCUGUGGAAAUGCUGUGUUUAUGCCAUCACAUUAGGAAUGUUGGUAGCUUUGCUUCUAGGUUUAAAUAUGUCAUGGACUGCAAUUACUGCUGCACUUGCUCUGGUGGUUCUAGAUUUCAAAGAUGCUAGACCAUGCUUAGAGAAGGUUUCAUAUUCACUUUUGAUAUUCUUCUGUGGAAUGUUUAUCACGGUAGAAGGCCUCAAUAAAACUGGAAUUCCAAGUGCUCUGUGGGACCUGAUGGAGCCCUAUUCCCAAGUAAAUCAUGCUAGUGGAGUUGCAAUACUUGCAAUUGUCAUAAUUGUCCUGUCAAAUGUGGCUUCAAAUGUUCCAACAGUUCUCUUGCUGGGAGCACGUGUAGCAGCCUCAGCUGCAGCAAUUUCCAAAGCAGAUGAGAAGAAGGCAUGGCUGAUAUUGGCUUGGGUGAGCACCGUAGCAGGGAAUCUCUCAUUAUUGGGAUCAGCUGCUAACUUGAUAGUGUGUGAACAAGCUCGACGAGCUCCUUACCUACCAUACACAUUAAGCUUCUGGAGUCAUCUCAAAUUUGGCCUUCCUUCCACUCUUGUAGUUACUGCUGUUGGUUUGGCACUCAUAAGAUGAUAAUGACUUUUUACUCAGAAGUGUCUUCUUGUAGAAAUUUGCACAAAAGUAAAAGAAAAAUUGAAAAAUCAGUGUUUAUGUCUGAACUGUAGGUGGUACUAGAGAACCAGGUAUCUAUGUAUCCCUUGAAGGGUGAAGUAUAUCACUUUAAGGGUAUCCUUAAGCAGCAAUGGUAUGAACUAAAGCUCUACAGGAGUUUCCUAGGUGCUGUAUCAAAAGGGGAGGGGAGGUUAUAGUGGCUCUCUAUAUUAAGAGCAUAACAGUUCAUGCAAUGAGUGAAUAGUGUGUGUUCAUUGAUGGUGAAGGGAAUAUUUAUAGGUAGGGUUGAACUCCUCAUGUGUAUGUGUGUGAGAGGGAGCCAAGUCAACAGAGGCUAGCCUGAGCCACUAUAACCUGACCUUGUUGGGGCAAGACAUAUGCAAUAAGGGUAAAGAAUUUUUU